GUCAAUGGAGCAAAAAGAAAGGUGUACUCGUAAUAUGGCACACUAACCCAACACUUCAAUGUGUAAGCUUUUUGUCAAUUAUCAAAGUAAUGACUUUAAAGUUUGUUUCGAUUCUUUUUCGACAGGUUUCUAUCAUUCUUGGCAAUUCCCACUCUAAAGUGAUGCUGUUUGAUGAGGCGUGGGGUCGCAGUCUGUGCAGUGCCAUGCAGCGGCUGGUGGAGGUGGAUCAGGAGUAUCCUGGAGGUGUGGAGCACAUCUACAGUCCCGGGUGUGUUCCUCUGCUGCGCUGCUCAGGCUGCUGUAAUGAUGACAAAGUGGCGUGUUACCCCAGCAGAACACACAACACCACCAUUCAGCUGUUGAGAAUAACUCCGGCAGACAGAAUCAGAGAAUAUGUGCUUCUGUCCUUUCAGGAGCAUCACACCUGUGAAUGCAGGCCCAGACGACACCCCUGGAGAACUCAGCCAACAAUGAGAGGAGAGGAGAGGGGUCAACGCAGAAGAAGAAGAAGAAGAAGAAGAAGAAGAAGAGGUGGAACAGGACACUGAUGAUAUGUGUGUCAGUAACUCUCUGCUGCUCUCUAGUGUAGAAAUACAUUUAUCAGGAAGAAUCAAAUGCAUGACAGCUUGUUUAUUUGUCUUUGAUUCUUAUAUUCCACAAUGAAUAAAAAGUGAGACAUUUUAUGGAUUCAUGGAUCUUUUCCUCAGAUGAUAAUGAAUAUUUGAAGCGACAGUAAAACAAUCCGAUUGUGAAGGUAAAAUCCCUCAGCUCUCUGUGAUAAUAAUAUAUAAACCUGUAAAGAAACAGACAUGCUGUGAACGCUGAGGUUAUUUACUCAUUUCAAAACAUUGAU
Messenger RNA from Triplophysa dalaica, 853 nucleotides. It is a transcript of the gene pgfa, whose product is annotated as placental growth factor a. The record is from RefSeq and is a predicted model, not a curated record. Gene Ontology annotation, cellular component: membrane. Bases 90 to 548 code for a protein of 152 amino acids. Gene Ontology annotation, biological process: positive regulation of angiogenesis; vascular endothelial growth factor signaling pathway; vascular endothelial growth factor receptor signaling pathway. The transcript has 5 exons. Gene Ontology annotation, molecular function: chemoattractant activity; vascular endothelial growth factor receptor binding; growth factor activity. NCBI's taxonomy places the organism in Eukaryota, Metazoa, Chordata, Actinopteri, Cypriniformes, Nemacheilidae.